Molecule: messenger RNA, 2687 nt
Organism: Planococcus citri (citrus mealybug)
Lineage: Eukaryota; Metazoa; Arthropoda; Insecta; Hemiptera; Pseudococcidae
Product: heat shock 70 kDa protein II-like
Exons: 8
Coding region: 285-2342 (685 amino acids)
Cellular component (GO): cytoplasm; cytosol; plasma membrane
Molecular function (GO): ATP-dependent protein folding chaperone; ATP binding
Source: RefSeq, a predicted model, not a curated record
CCUGAGAAUUUAUUAUCAGUUCAGUUUCAUUUCAUCUUUCUUCUUUCAUCAGAAAUAUUUCUUCAUUCUGUUUCUUCUGUAACGUUCUUCCGCACCAAAAUGCAAUUGAAUUGAAAUGAAUGCGAUGAGAGUGUGAAUUCCGAUUGUAUAGAAGUUCUACCGUCUACGUUCCAGUGUUCGGCAAAUUCCACCGAAGAUAAUUUUGUGUAUGGGUAUUGGGUGUCUGCUUGACCUAAAAACGAGGUGAUUACAUUUUUCUUUGAUUACACGUGUUGUCUGUAAAAAUGGAUGCCCCUGCGAUUGGAAUCGAUUUGGGCACAACGUACUCAUGUGUUGGAGUUUUCCAGUACGGGAAAGUUGAAAUUAUUGCUAACGACCAAGGUAACAGAACGACGCCAAGUUAUGUAGCGUUUGCAGGAAGCGAAAUUAUGGUCGGAGACGCAGCAAAAAAUCAAUCAGCUAGGAACGUUGAUAACACUGUUUUCGAUGUCAAAAGAUUGAUGGGUUGUGAAUUCGACGAUUCUGCAGUUCAGGCAGAUAUAAAGCAUUGGCCAUUUCAAGUUAUAAACUAUGACAACAAACCGAAAAUACUAGUAGAAUUUCAAGGCACUCCUAAAGCAUACUGCCCUGAAGAAAUAUCCUCUAUGGUCUUGAGAGAAAUGAAGAAGACAGCAGAAGCUUAUUUAGGCCAACUGGUCAGAAAUGCUGUUAUCACGGUUCCAGCUUAUUUCAACGAUUCACAAAGAGCUGCUACAAUGGAUGCCGCUAGAAUUGCCGGUUUGAACGUAUUACGAAUUAUCAAUGAACCGACCGCUGCUGCUAUUGCUUACGGAUUAGAAAAAAAACAUUCCGACGAACAGAAUUUAUUGAUUUUCGAUCUCGGUGGUGGAACAUUCGAUGUCUCCAUACUGACUCUCCAAAACGGUGUAUUUGAAGUAAUUUCAACCGCUGGUGACACUCACUUAGGUGGUGAAGAUUUUGACAACCGAAUGGUCAACUAUUUCAUUGAAGAAUUCAAGCGCAAACAUAAUAAAGACCUUACCGGCAGUAAAAAAGCGUUGCGUCGCUUGAGAACUGCUUGUGAACAAGCAAAGAGAACUUUAUCGUCAGCGACUCUGGCAUCAGUCGAAAUCGAAUCACUUCUAGAUGAUAUUGAUCUCUGUUCCGCAAUUUCUCGUGCUCGUUUUGAAGAAUUGAAUGCUGACCUAUUCCGAAAUGUAAUGACAAUAGUUGAAAAAGCAAUUCAAGAUGCUGAAAUCACUAAAAGCCAAAUUAAUCACGUCGUUUUAGUUGGUGGAUCGUCUCGCAUUCCAAAAAUACAGAAGAUGCUUCAAGAUUUUUUCAAUGGUAAAGAAUUAAACAAAACGAUCAAUCCGGACGAAGCUGUGGCCUAUGGCGCUGCCGUUCAAGCUGCCAUUCUGAAUGGCGAUGAAUCGGAUGUGGUACGAAAUUUGGUUUUAUUCGACGUUACGCCGUUAUCGUUGGGUAUUAAUGUUCAACGAAUAGAUGAAUUAUAUGGCAGGACAUCUAUUGUCCUCAAACGCAAUACUCCAAUUCCAGCCACACAUACUAAAGUAUUUGUUACGACGGUAGAUUAUCAAACCGAGAUACUAUUCAAAGUAUACGAAGGUGAAAAUGUUCUGUCGAAGGAUAAUCAUUUACUUGGGCAGUUUUUGCUUACCGGUAUCCCUUCUGCACCUGCUGGCGUAGAAAAAAUCGAUGUAACAUUCGAAAUCGAUGCUAACGGUAUCUUAAAUGUAACUGCUGUCGAAAGAGCGACAGGUAGCUCAAACCAUGUAACCAUCUCGUACAUAAAAAGUCGUCUCUGUAAUGAUGAAAUUGAGCGCAUGAUUGAUCACGCUGAAAAAUUACGAGUUGAAAGAGAAAAUCGAAAUGCAGUAUUAAUCGCGAAGAACUCUUUAGAAUCAUAUUGUAUCAAUGUAAAAAGAACGGUAGAAAACGAGAACUUGAAAGUUGAAAUCGAUGAAUUCGAUAGGGACUUAAUUUCGAAGAAAUGUGAAGAAACCAUUUUCUGGUUAGAUUCCAAUCAAGCAACCGAAAAAGAAGUAUUCGAACGUAAAGAAAAAGAACUCAGAGAGAUAUUCGACAUCAUUAUUUCCAUCGCCGCUGAACCCUCUACGAGAAAUGACAAAUAUUACGAAAUACUAGAAGUAACGAAAAAUGCCUCCAAAGAAGAAAUCGAAACGGCAUACAGAAGACUAGCUGUCAAAUUCCACCCUGAUCGAUACGAAGGUGAUCAGGAGCUGGGUAAUAUGUUCUGGUUAACCGUUGGUAAAGCGAAAAAUGCUCUCAUCAAUCCAGCAAAAAAAAGGAGAAUUUAGUUUCAUCGCGGGUGCUUGAAGAGUAGACAAAAUUCUGAACUCAGUAAAACAAAUUCAAUCAUUAACAAAUACGGAUUUUGGCGAUCGAAGGUUAUCAAUUUUAAUCAUGACGUGCGUUUUGAUUCCGAAGCUGAUCGUUUGGUGAAAAUUCGUCAAGAUUCAAUUGACAAUACUUGUGAUAAAUUAGUAUUUUAGUUUCACCUUCUAACUGUUAGGUACAUGGCGUAUUGUAUUUUACCUACAUGUUAUUAUUCCCAAUUCCCAUUUAAAUGUUAUAUUUUUUUUCUAUAAGGCAUUUUGUAUUGAAUGAAACAUUUUUGCGUUAUUUUGUUAUUAAAUAAGUGA